AAUAAGAUGAAGUCACUAUUCUCGCACAUUUUUGUGGCUAAAAUGACUUUUGAGUAAACAUAAGACCUGGACAUAGACGAGAUAUCGAGGUUUACCAAUUCAAUGCAAAUUACAAUUUAAUAUGGGCUGAAAACAGGUAAUCAAACUUAAUUGUAAAUUGAAAAUUUUAAUCUAACUCGAUAUAAUUCAAGGAGAUGGCGCUUAUAAAUCAGCUGUAAAUAUUGACAGAACUACGAUUAAUCAUUAAUGUAAACAUUGGCUAUUCUUGAGGCUAUUAUUAAUUUUUGAACUUUUCAAACUAUUUCAUGAUUUGCUGCUAUCGAAAGUAAUUUUAGUUUGUGAUCUAUUGGAUUAGAACAGUUAUGAACCAUUCUGAACCUAAUUUACAAUGUACCACAGGGAUUAAAGAAUGUUUGCCUAUCAAAAACUUGGAGGAACUGCUUUCUUGGAGUCCAGAUCAAUGUCCAAAUAUUACAAAAUUAGUUUCUGAUCUAGAGAAUCAUGUCUUCUUUGAUGGCCCUAAAGUUAUUGUCUGUCAUGACAUGAAAGGUGGUUAUCUAGAGGAUAGAUUUAUUGAUGGAGAUGAUAACCAUGAAGCUUAUCGUUUCUUCCAUUGGAAUCUAGUUGACACUUUCAUCUACUUUUCUCAUUAUUUCAUUUCGAUUCCACCAAUCACUUGGAUAAAUGCCGCUCACGUCAAUGGUGUUCCAGUUUUAGGCACAAUAAUAACUGAGGGUUCAAUAGGUCGAGAACUUUGUGAAAAAUUAUUGAAAUCGGACGAUAUAAUCAACUCUGUUUGUGAAAAGCUCAUAGCUUUAGCAAAACACUACAAAAUAGAAGGAUGGUUUAUCAACAUUGAGAAUGAAAUUGAAGAAAGUCUUAUACCCAAGCUGAUUCAUUUCAUAAAGACUCUUCGACGCCUGAUUAAACAGUCAAUUAACCAAGCACAAGUUCUGUGGUACGAUUCAGUCACCAUUGAAGGCUCCUUAAAAUGGCAAAAUUGUCUCAAUAACCGGAAUGUAGAUUUCUUUCAGUCUUGUGAUGGGAUAUUCCUUAACUAUACCUGGAAGGAUGACGAUUUGAAAAAUUCUCGAGACCUAGCAUUGUCAUUGGGUCGACUAAAUGAUGUUUAUGUAGGAGUUGAUGUUUUCGGACGAGGAAUGUUUGGUGACGGAGGCUUCAAAACCAAUCUAGCUAUUGACAAAAUUCGCGAAAAUUUAUUAUCUAUAGCAAUUUUUGCUCCUGGAUGGGUUUUAGAGAUACUCGGUCCCAAUGAUUUUACCAAUAAUCAAAUUAAAUUUUGGCGUGAACUACAACUUGAAAUCAGACAUUCUCCUAAAGUAUUGCCAUUCUCUACGAAUUUCUGUCAAGGAUUUGGUUUAUCUAAGUUUGUAAAUGGCUGUAAAGUUCAGGAUAAAUCGUGGUUUAAUCUAUCUCUUUCAAACACUACAACUCGUAAUUAUGUUGAAGAUGAAAUUUUUUUACAAGAUGCCUUUGAUGGUGGACACUCUAUUCGAAUGGUUGAUUGGAACGAGCCUAUUCUUAGUUGUUACUUUAAUCUUGACUUUGGCUUGGUUAUUGAUCUUAUCUACAAGGUUACCGGUAGCUCGAAAGCCCUCAUGACACCUAAAAUUAAAGUUCAAUGUCGUAAUUCAGAAGCAAACAAAACGUCUCUUGAAAGGUAAAAUAGCUUUAUCGAAAGAAAGAUAGAGUGUGACUCGGCACUAGAAAAUUUUGGAGAUUCUCUUGCAAGCUGGCAUCGAGCUCGCUUUUUGCUACCUGUUUCUAAUGAUCAAGUACUGACAUCAAUUUAUGUAGAAAAAUUUCCUUUAUCUGGUGAAUCGAAAUUUCUUCUUGGUCUUUUAAAAAUCUGUGUACCUGAUGAUGUUCAGCAGAAAUAAUUGUCAAGUAACAAUUACAGCAAAACCAACAAAUAAAUUAUCAAUCAAACAAAAGUUGCAAAUUUAAGGAUGACCAAUUUACUCAAAUCAUGGAUCUUCAUCUCACAGAAUCAUAAAUUUCUUUACACUAAUUUAUCACAAAAAAUUAAUUCCGGUUUACGAAUAUUUCUACAGAUUCAGCAACCGUCUCGUAAAGCCAUUCAUCCAUAACAGUGGCAAUUUACCGUUUAUGACGGGUACGGACUGUAAAAAUUAGUUACAGACUUUUAAUGUGGCUCGUAAAGUCUAGUCGCUGAAUUAAUGCUUUACAACCAAACAUGAUUGAAUCAACAAGUUUAUUCUGAAAUAAUAGUUUUAUAUUUUGUUGACAUCAUUUUUGUACUUUUAAUUUAAUGGAGUGAACAACCAAUUUGUUUUCAAAACAUUGAAUAUUUCAGAUUAAAAUUAUUAUAUUUAUAAUAAAUAAUGUUUUGACCAUUUUAACAUCAGCCGAGAUUAAUAUUUCAUCCGUAAUUUCUUUGUAUUUUCCAGAAAAAUGCGAAUCUCUAUUAGCUCCUGUAAUCUGAAUUGAUGAUACUAAAUGUGUAAAUAUUUCCUUAAAAUAAAAGUGAACAUUUCUCGCGAA
Tetranychus urticae (two-spotted spider mite) is the source of this 2526-nucleotide messenger RNA. RefSeq names its product cytosolic endo-beta-N-acetylglucosaminidase (gene ENGase). The record is from RefSeq and is a predicted model, not a curated record. NCBI's taxonomy places the organism in Eukaryota, Metazoa, Arthropoda, Arachnida, Trombidiformes, Tetranychidae. Gene Ontology annotation, biological process: protein deglycosylation. Gene Ontology annotation, cellular component: cytoplasm. Gene Ontology annotation, molecular function: mannosyl-glycoprotein endo-beta-N-acetylglucosaminidase activity.